Messenger RNA from Durotheca rogersii, 834 nucleotides. Its product is annotated as prenylated rab acceptor 1. NCBI's taxonomy places the organism in Eukaryota, Fungi, Ascomycota, Sordariomycetes, Xylariales, Xylariaceae. Gene Ontology annotation, cellular component: Golgi apparatus. Bases 205 to 738 code for a protein of 177 amino acids. The transcript is spliced from 2 exons. The record is from RefSeq and is a predicted model, not a curated record.
CCUAGGCGGUGCACGCAGAGACCAGCGCACCCAUCCUCGAUUUCCGGCCAAGCUUCACCGAAUACCACGGAACCGACCAAUCCCAAUUGCAUCAUAUAAAAGCUCCCGUCCUCCUACCAGAAUCCAGCUCUCUUCUCCAACCUAGCAGCAAAGCUAUCUUUCCUCCCGCGUCUCAAUCGACUCGAUCCUAUUCACCCUACCGACAUGAUGGCGCGCAUUCAGAUCCCCAUUGACGUCUUGACGUCGCGCCUCAACCUCCAGGACCGCCUCGCUGGGUUACGCAACACCCCCCUCUCCAGCCGUUUCGCCAACAUGCGCCCCGUCAGCGAGUUCCUCGACUUCAAGCGCCUCUCCAAGCCCGCCAACUUUUCCGAGGUCCAGUCGCGUGUCAACUACAACCUGGGCACCUUCUCGAGCAACUAUGCCCUGGUCUUUGUGCUGCUCAGCAUCUACGCCCUAAUCACCAACCCCCUCUUGCUUUUCGACAUUGUCCUCCUCGUCGGCGGCAUGUGGCUCCUCGGCCGGCUCGACGGCCAGGACCUCAUCAUCGGCACUUUCCACGCCACCUCCUCGCAGCUCUAUACCGGUCUGCUUGUCACCUGCGGUCUUCUAUUUCUCAUUGCAUCGCCUUUCACCACCGUCCUGUGGCUGAUUGGUGCGAGCGGCGUCGUCAUCGUUGGCCACGCUGCUCUGAUGGACAAGCCUAUCGAUGAGGCUUUUUCUGGGGAGGCGGUCUAGGUGGUCGGCCGCGAGCUCCCGAAUUUACGCCCCAUUGGGGAAGACCAUCGAGGCGUCCGCGGAAGGGACGGGAGGCGCCAACAGGGGACGAGCACG